This is a messenger RNA of Brugia malayi, 1056 nucleotides long. RefSeq names its product Protein dom-3, putative. Gene Ontology annotation, cellular component: cytosol; nucleus. The record is from RefSeq and is a predicted model, not a curated record. The coding region runs from base 1 to 1056 and encodes 351 amino acids. The transcript is spliced from 5 exons. Gene Ontology annotation, molecular function: mRNA 5'-diphosphatase activity. NCBI's taxonomy places the organism in Eukaryota, Metazoa, Nematoda, Chromadorea, Rhabditida, Onchocercidae. Gene Ontology annotation, biological process: nuclear-transcribed mRNA catabolic process; NAD-cap decapping.
AUGGAAUCACUGUUGAAAACGGAUCCAUCACUGUAUGAGGGUGCAUUUCCAUCAUUCCAUAAACCAUCGGUGAUUGGAGAAAUGUGUCUUACCAAGCAGCAUGAUGUAUUGCCGGGUAGAUGUCGGGCAAAAUAUCUUUACGAGAAAGCUAUUGGGCAGCGAUGUAAUUUUGACUUAAAUAUUGGUUAUUAUCAGUUUGAAGGCAAAGACAUUUUACACAACGAAAAACUGGACGUAUUGUUGAAAUGGAUACUUAUACACAGCGAACCUGGAUCUUCUCUGGAUAAGGUUUGCCAUAGCGCUGAUUUUAUUUGUUGGCGUGGCACUCUGACACGGAUCGCAUGCUCACCGUAUGAAUAUCGAGAUGGUUGGCGGUUAGCUGCUGUUCGGUAUAAAUCUGUAAUUUUCAUAUGUGAGUUCCCGACCAAUGAAAAAAUCCUUCAGUUGAAAUCAAUGUCUGAUCGCGACAAACGAAUGACAUAUUGGGGCUUUAAGUUUGAACAAUAUAUGACAAGUGACUCUUUAUCGAAGGAACCAAAUAUAAAUGAACCAGUGACGAAUUUAGAGGAAUUUGAUGUUGUCGUUAAGGCACGCUUGGGUGGACGAAAGGAAGGAUUCCGUAUUCUGUAUUCUGGCGAGACUGACUGCAUUGAUGCCGACGGCGAAUACGUGGAAUUGAAGACGCAGUGUAAAGAACUAACAAAUAACUUUUGGAAACACAAAGCGAUGAAAUGGUGGGUGCAAUCCUUUCUGAUUGGAAUAGAAAAUAUAGUUGUCGGCUAUAGAGAUAACGAUGGUAUGGUAACACACACUGAAAGGCUCAAGGUAUCACAACUCACAAAAAAAGCUCAUCAGUGGUCCGCGAGUGUUACCUUCAACUUCCUUUAUGCAACGUUGAGUCGUUUGAAAAAAAUGCUGGAAGUUUCUCCAGACCUUAUCUACUAUGUUUUAGAAUUUGAUCCUUCCAAACGAUGCAUAACAUAUCAGAAAUCCCCACCAGCCAGUGCAUUCAGUUUCCUUCCGGACUGGUUUCUAGUGCAUUUUGAUAAGUCCUGA